GAUCACAUGACCACACAGAGCGGUAGUGCUACACAGGGCAGUGUUUAUAUGUUUAUAUUUUAUUCACUUUAUAGCAUUAAAGACAUCAGACUAGAUUAGAAUAAAGUAAGAGUGGAUCAGACAGUGAUUUCUUUUUAUUAGUGUACCAGGCUGUGUACAUGUAAAUCAGAAGCAUUAAUAUUGAUCAGUAUCCAUUAUUAUUGAUUACUGAUUGAUCAGUAGUAGUAGAUGGAUCAGGGGGGUGGAGCAGGUGGAGGUGCAGCAGGUGGAUUUCUGGGUGGAAGUUGUGCUGCUGAAAUCUCUCUGAUGGUUAAAAAGCUGCAGGAUGUAGACCAGGACCAGUUCAGAUCAAUACUGACAGCAGUAGUAAAGGUGUUGGAGGGGGGUGACUGCAGAGAGUUGAUGAUGGACCUGGUGCAGAAAUAUUCAAUUCCAGAAGAAAAACUGGGUGUGAUUAUUUCAGGAAUUUAUCGACUUUUAAAAGAAACCUUGCGUCUCCCACAGUCCUCAUUAAAACAGGAGGUUUUUGCACAGGAUCUGCGGGAUCUCAGAAUUCCUGAAGAGUUUAUUACAGAUUUUUGCAGUGUUGUGUUUGGGAACAGGCGAGCUGUACUGGAUGCUGCUGUAAAAGAUCAGAUGUUGAGGUUUCCCAGAUUAGACGAUUUCAGAUGGCGAGUGGAUGUUUCUAUUUCCACCAGUUCAUUAGCUCGAGCUCUUCAGCCAUCUGUUCUGAUGCAGCUAAAACUUUCUGAUGGUAACCUUCAUCAGUUUGAGGUUUCCACGUCCAAGUUUCAGGAGCUGAGGUAUAACGUUGCUCUGGUUCUGAAGGAGAUGAAUGAUCUGGAGAAGAGAAAUGUGCUUCGAAUCCAGGACUCUCAUCCCAAUUAAUUCAACCUCAUAUUAUAUGCAUCUCAGAUUAGAUUAAAUGAACCUGAGAUUAAAGCCUGCAGCUGUGACACACAGCACUACCUGCUGCACCAUGUUGUUAAAGCAUCUGAUGGGUUUAAAGCUGCAUUAUUUAACCUUGUCACAAAAUUCUAUAUGUUUGAUUUGUUUUACAUUUAAUUGUUUGUAACAUUUAUCUAAUAAAUCUGUCACUUACAUUUCA
Molecule: messenger RNA, 1108 nt
Organism: Trichomycterus rosablanca
Lineage: Eukaryota; Metazoa; Chordata; Actinopteri; Siluriformes; Trichomycteridae
Gene: commd5
Product: COMM domain containing 5
Exons: 7
Coding region: 229-888 (219 amino acids)
Cellular component (GO): nucleus
Source: RefSeq, a predicted model, not a curated record